Scatophagus argus is the source of this 4773-nucleotide messenger RNA. It is a transcript of the gene kif16bb, whose product is annotated as kinesin family member 16Bb. The coding region runs from base 88 to 4218 and encodes 1376 amino acids. Gene Ontology annotation, biological process: microtubule-based movement. Gene Ontology annotation, molecular function: microtubule motor activity; microtubule binding; ATP binding. Lineage: Eukaryota; Metazoa; Chordata; Actinopteri; Scatophagidae. The transcript is spliced from 19 exons. The record is from RefSeq and is a predicted model, not a curated record.
GUGAUAAUUAGGUGCAAUAUACGCUGCACGGUUGUCUUUUCAAAUAAAGAAAAACAGGCCCGUAGAGGUGGCUGACUUUUGUUAAUAAUGGCUUCAGUACGAGUUGCGGUUCGAGUCCGUCCAUUGAACAAAAGAGAAAAGCACUUGUCGUCCAAGGUGAUCGUUUUUAUGAAGGGAAACACUACAUCUAUUCGCAAGCCUUCACCUGUUCGAGGAGAUGAGCUCAAGGACAAUGGAAAGAUCUUUUCAUUUGACUUCUCAUAUGAUUCAACUGACAGAGGCAGACCCACGUUCGCAUCCCAGGAGAAGAUUUUUCAUGACUUGGGGUCUGAUGUCCUGAAAGCUGCAUUUGAGGGUUUCAAUGCCUGUGUGUUUGCCUAUGGACAAACAGGCUCAGGGAAAUCUUACACCAUGAUGGGCCACACGGAUGAUAAAGGUUUAAUCCCACGGAUCUGUGAGGGCUUGUUCUGUGAGAUAUCUCGAAGAAGCAUGAGUGAUUCGGCGUCAUUCAGUACACAGGUCAGCUAUUUGGAGAUCUAUAAUGAAAGUGUGCGGGACCUUCUGAAGAGCACUGCAACCACUGCAGAUGGUGGAGGUUUAAAAGUGAGAGAGCACCCCUCGGAUGGACCCUAUGUAGAGAAUCUGUCCAAGCACUUGGCUCAUAACCACACUGACAUGGAAGACCUGCUCAUUUUCGGCAAUGCCAACCGCACCACAGCCAGCACAGGCAUGAACAAGUUCAGCAGCCGCUCCCACGCCAUCUUUACCAUCCACUUCACCCAGGCGUGGUUCGACGGAGAGUUGCCGCGUGAGACGCUGUGUAAGAUCCACCUGGUAGACCUGGCGGGCAGCGAGCGAGCCGAUGCUACGCGCACCACAGGCAACAGGCUGAAGGAAGGUGCUAACAUUAACAAAUCUCUGGUCACCCUGGGGAGUGUGAUCUCAGCUCUGGCUGACCUUAGUGUGGGAGGACCGUUAACAAAAAAGAAGAAGCAGAUCUUCAUUCCUUACAGAGACUCUGUGCUGACAUGGCUACUGAAAGACAGCCUGGGUGGAAACUCUGUGACUACUAUGAUAGCAACCAUUUCUCCAGCCGAUGUGAACUACGGUGAGACCCUGAGCACUUUGCGCUAUGCCAGUCGAACUAAAAACAUAGUGAACUCUCCUAUGGUGAAUGAAGAUGGCAGUGUGAAGGUGAUCAGAGAGCUGCAGGAAGAGGUCACCAGGCUCCGAAGGCUGCUAGAAGAAGCCAAUCAGGUUUCCCGUGGGGAGCAGUCUUGCUCUGUGAAAGUGGAGGAAGAGUUGCAUCAGAAUGAGGAAAAGGUUCUAGCACUGACCAAGGAGUGGACCAGCAAAUGGGAUGAGACCCAGGGUAUUCCGCAGGAGAAGACUGUUGUUCUGAGGACAGGCGGUAGUGGAGUGGUCCUGGACUGCCAGGUACCUCAUCUCAUAGGAAUUGAUGAAGACUUGCUCAGCACUGGAAUUAUCUUCUAUUAUUUGAAAGAGGGCAGAACUGUGAUCGGGAGUGACAAAGCAUCAUGCGGUCAGGGUAUUGUGCUUCAUGGGCCUGGGCUCCUCAGUGAACAUUGUGUGCUUGAGAACCGUGCUGGGACCGUAAUUCUGAUCCCUCACGAUGGUGCACUGUGUUCAGUCAGCGGCUCUGUGGUAACUGAUCCCUGCCAACUGACUCAGGGUGCAGUCAUACAGCUAGGAAAAAGAAUUUUACUCCGGUUUAACCACCCAACUGAAGCUGUCCAGCUUAGAGAGAAACGCCAGAGUGGGCUGCUGUCUGACUCCCGUCUGUCCUUGACUGACAUGUCCAAAUCUACUGAGAAUCUGUCGCAGAUGAUGCUGCAGAAUCCAGGCCAGAUGACUGUGUUGUCUUCUGAGUCCCAAGUCCCAAGCAGCUGUCUUACCUCUGCCAUGACAGAGGAGCUCAUCACUCCAGCCAUACCUGGAAAAUAUCCUGUCCUUCACACAAGUUUUGAGUUGGAUAGAAACACAGUAAAGGGUGGGGUAAGCACCAGGGAUAGCCAGGAGCAGGAGAGGGACUUGUGUCAUAAAUCAGGGCCAUGGCUUGUUUCUGAGUGGCCGUGGAGGAAAGCUCAGAGUGGAGCUGGAGUCGCAAGUUAUAAGGAAGGAGAGGUUUGGUCCGCGGAUGCCAGCCUCCAGCAGACAAGUGUCCUGGGCUCAGGUGAUGGAUGUGGCACAAAACCAGAGGGGAAUGCUAACGAGAUCCAGUGUGUCGUGGCAGACUGCUACAAGGGGAGACCUGAAUCUGGUGGGAGCUCAUUAGGCAGUGUGUCCCACCUGCAGAGUAGUGGAAGAACUAGCUCCACUUCUGUCCUCCCACAGACCAGCAUUCAUUCUCAGCUUGACAAAAAUCCUCUCAGCAGUCAGGAAGCCUGCUGUCCACCUGAGGACACUACUUUCAAGGGGCAGCUCAGCCAUGGAGAGAUGGAUGAAUCUGGAGGUUUGGAGGAUAUCCCGGAAGUGUGUGGAACAGAGACUGCAGCAACAACGGUACAAAACUCAGGACUGGGCUCUUUGGUCAGAAGAGUUUCUUGGAUCGUCCGGGAUGCAAAAUGUUGCCUUUGGAGCUGUGCCACAGUAUUGCAACAAGCCAGGGAAGCGGGAUUACAACAUGUUGGGAUCCACUGGUCCAGUCAUGUUGUUUCUAUGGUCAGAGACAGUAAUGCUCUGUCUGUGGUAAAGGACAGCCAAGUCUUCUCCAUUGUUAAAGGGAGUGUUAUCUUUUCUCUUUUCAAGGAUAGUCAUAUAUUUUCAAUGGUGAAAGAACUACCUCUCAUACAGCACAUCCAGAUGGAGAUAACUCAAAACCAUCAUCCCAAGGAAGCUGCUCAAAUAAUUCAGGGCCACAUUAAUCCACACACUACACAACUCCCAGUCCUGGCAACAACACAAACCUUCAGCAAGGUAGAACAAUUACCAGUUGAUGUGUCACUAAUCCCACAAGAUAUAUGGAGAAAAGAUAAGAGUUUCUGUGAUCUGCAGUUACCCCAAGAGCAAGACAUGACUGGUAUUCAUAUAAAGCAAGGAGACAAACUGAUUACAGAGCUGCUGCCAGUGUCUGACAUUGGUGAGACAGAGGUCACCCAGGCACCUGGAGACAAAGAUCAGGCACUGGAGAACUCAAGGGCUCUGCAGAACAAGGUCAAUGAUCCCCAAAUCUCUAGUCAAACAUUAAUAAAAUUUCCUGAUUCUCUUCUGCAACUGCAAACUCUGCCAUUGGUAGACCUGAUGGACACUUUGCGGUCCACCGUCUCUAUCCCAGUGCUCAUCUCCCAGAAGAUAGUAGGUCUCUAUUGGCUGAAUGCUGCUAAAUGCAGCCAACCGGAGCCUUGUCCUGCCCUCCUGAUCCUGGUGGAGACUGGCCUCUACACCUUGACUAUGGACUCCGGGCUUCUGGUUUUGUUCCAUCAUCUCCCUUUACUGCAGCUGAAGGAGGUGCAGAUAAACUUAGCAGGCCACAGUCUGCGUUUGAUGGGUACUACAGAGGAAAGCAUCCUCUGUGUCUAUACCUACAGCCAGAAGCUUACCAAAGAGCUAUGCUUGUCCAUACUUGGGAUCAUCCACCCAGGAGACAUUAGGGUCUGGCAGCACCCUCUGUUCCAUGAAGAUUUGAUGAAGAUGUCUUUAGAGUGGGAGACCUAUGUUCCUGAUCUACUGCUGGAUGCUGGUUUAAGGGUCUCCUGCCAGUUUCAGAAGAGUCUUGCUGAUCUGCUUUACCUUCUUCAUUGUAACAUGGAUCAAGGAAUGGUCUCUUUGGGAAAGGUGCAGCUACUGCUCUACACAUCUGUAGGGGUGUGCCUUGGCCUCAGUACCCACACUGAGCUGCUGGCCCAGCUUUUACUCACUGAUACCCACCUUGGCCUGGUGCAGGAGGAUGCUGUCUUUUACCCAGCUCCACGCUCUGUCCUGAUACCGCCCUGCCGCCCCCGAUUCCAUGACUUAACUCUUCGUCAACGCUCAGAUAUACGCUGCGUGCUGGUGCAUGAUGAAGACAAGUGUGGAGCUGUCAGACUGGAUGUAAUCCUAGCAAAUGUGAGGGGCAGGGGUCACCCUGAAAGUGUGACUAAGGCAGCUACCCCGCCUGCACAUUCUUCAAAUUCAUCUCCGCAUGCAGAAGUGUGGAAAUUAACUUUCAGUUGCUCCUCUGAGGCCGACUGCCUGAUUAAUAACUUGUCAAAUGUCUGAUCAAGGACUGAACAGCCAGUAAUGAACAGGCCAGCUUGAAAACUCUCACUCACAGCCAGAAAUGGCAAAAGUGCACCCCAACCAGACAGUUCAAAGGACAGCUUCACUGUUAAGUGAUGGUGAAAAGCUAUUUUGAAGUUUGUGUUUCUCUACAAAUUUUUGUCAUUUUAUUAUUGCACUGCUUGAGCACUCGAAGGUUUUAUCUUUAAAAGACAGGAAUUUGUUCUUUGUUCUUGAUUGUUGUUCUUUAACCACCACCGUCCCAUCAUUAUUUUUCAAAGAAGUUAUCACUUUAGUGCAGGAUAUUUUGAAAGUUCAAUGCUGAGAAUUAAAAACAUGUUUGUAUGAGUUUCAUUUGUUUCAUGGGUAUUGUAUUAAUUUUAUAAGGAUUUUAGAUUACCAGUCUGACCAAAUGAUCUCAUUGUCGUUGCUACUUAAAUAUGUGUAUAUCAAUCUGUUUUAAAAUAUUUCAAAUAUAAAUAUAGAGCUACUGAAAUGUGUGAAUAUGUUUGUAAAAUAAAAUGAAGGUAAAUCCACUGCUGUUCUUUUUAUUAC